Molecule: messenger RNA, 1927 nt
Organism: Prinia subflava (tawny-flanked prinia)
Lineage: Eukaryota; Metazoa; Chordata; Aves; Passeriformes; Cisticolidae
Gene: DNAJA2
Product: DnaJ heat shock protein family (Hsp40) member A2
Exons: 9
Coding region: 111-1343 (410 amino acids)
Biological process (GO): response to heat; protein refolding
Cellular component (GO): cytoplasm; cytosol
Molecular function (GO): ATP binding; Hsp70 protein binding
Source: RefSeq, a predicted model, not a curated record
UGCGCGGUGACGUCGCGGCCGGUCCGUGUCCGUGUCCUGCCGCCGGUCUCGGCCCUGCCCGCGCCGCCCUCGGCCCGCCCGGCCCCGCUCGGCCCCGCCGCCGCCCCGCCAUGGCCAACGUGGCCGACACGAAGCUCUACGACAUCCUGGGCGUGCCGCCCGGCGCCUCCGACAAUGAACUCAAGAAGGCAUACAGAAAACUGGCCAAGGAAUACCAUCCUGAUAAGAAUCCAAAUGCAGGGGAUAAAUUCAAAGAAAUCAGCUUUGCCUAUGAAGUAUUGUCAAACCCUGAGAAACGUGAGCUGUAUGAUCGAUAUGGAGAGCAGGGGCUCCGAGAAGGGAGCGGGAGCAGUGGAAUGGACGAUAUUUUCUCCCACAUCUUUGGUGGUGGGUUGUUCAAUUUCAUGGGUGGCCAGAGUAGAAGUCGCAAUGGCAGAAGAAGAGGAGAAGAUAUGAUGCAUCCACUCAAAGUCUCUUUAGAAGAUCUGUAUAAUGGAAAGACAACCAAACUACAACUUAGCAAGAAUGUCCUUUGUAGUGCAUGUAAUGGGCAGGGAGGGAAGGCCGGCUCCGUUCAGAAGUGCAACGCCUGCCGGGGCCGGGGCGUGCGCAUCAUGAUCCGGCAGCUGGCGCCCGGGAUGGUGCAGCAGAUGCAGUCCGUGUGCUCCGACUGCAACGGAGAAGGUGAAGUAAUUAAUGAAAAAGACCGCUGUAAAAAAUGUGAAGGGAAGAAGGUGAUCAAAGAGGUAAAAAUACUUGAAGUCCAUGUAGACAAAGGCAUGAAACAUGGGCAAAGAAUUACAUUCAGUGGAGAAGCAGAUCAAGCUCCCGGUGUGGAACCAGGCGAUAUUGUCCUUUUACUCCAAGAGAAGGAGAAUGAGAUGUUCCAGCGGGAUGUGAAUGAUUUGCAUAUGACACACAAGAUUGGACUUGUUGAAGCACUGUGUGGGUUUCAGUUCACAUUUAAGCACCUUGAUGGACGUCAGAUUGUGGUUAAAUAUCCUCCUGGAAAAGUAAUUGAACCAGGUUGUGUUCGUGUAGUCAGAGGGGAAGGAAUGCCACAGUAUCGCAAUCCUUUUGAGAAAGGGGAUCUCUACAUUAAAUUUGAUGUUCAGUUUCCUGAAAAUAACUGGAUUAGCCCAGAAAAGCUUUCAGAACUUGAAGAUCUUCUGCCAGCUAGACCAGAAUUUCCCAAUGUAAUUGGUGAUGCAGAAGAGGUAGAUCUUCAAGAAUUUGAUACCACUCGUGGUUCAGGUGGUGGCCAGAGACGUGAAGCUUAUAAUGAUAGUUCUGAUGAAGAAAGCAGCCAUCAUGGACCUGGGGUACAGUGUGCCCACCAGUAAACAUUUGUCUAAAAAGUUGCACAAGGAUUUUCUUUCAAAUUUUGCCUGACUUGUUUUCAACAAUCCAGCUGGAUUGUAUAAGUAAUCCAGAUGAACCAAUGGACAUCUAUUGCUGUAUGUGUAACUUUUAAAUUGGUCUAUAGUAUCUACAGAGUGUAAUUUAAACUAACCACAAGCUUACAUCUUCAUUUUGACUGUGUAGCAGAAUAAAGCACUUGAAAGGAAGACGAGACUCCUUUUCACAUGGGUUUUAAGUUUGUCCUCGUAUCUGUGCUUGAUUUUUACCAGUUUUGUGUAGAUUUUAAGUUUCAUAUUUUAAAUUCAAAUUCUACAUUGUAAAGUUUGUGUACAAUUUGUCCUGAGGCUUGGUAUUUGGCUGCACCUGCAUAAGCUGCUACAAGUAGAAUCAAGAAUUUCAUAGCCUGUAUCUAUCAUCUAGAUGCAUGGUAAAUGGGCUUUGCACAUAAUGGGUUUAGAGCUGACUGGGAACAAUGAAAGACUAAACUAGAAGUGGUUGUAAGUUUUUUUCUACCAUCUUGUGAACGGUUUCUGAAAUUAAAUAAAAGCAGUUGGUGUAUAAUAUA